Molecule: messenger RNA, 568 nt
Organism: Aspergillus ruber CBS 135680
Lineage: Eukaryota; Fungi; Ascomycota; Eurotiomycetes; Eurotiales; Aspergillaceae
Exons: 1
Source: RefSeq, a predicted model, not a curated record
AUUCAGAGACUCGAGUGACUGCAACAACAGAGGUGUUUCAGUCAUACAGUCCUGCAUCCUGUUUUGUUCUUCGUCUUUCUUCCGGUACUCGUAUACUACACCUACACCUACUUUAUAUAUAUAUCUUGAUUUGUUCUAUAUUAAUCCACCCCUAGUAAUUUUCCUAAUUUACCCAGCUAAUUAUCCCUUCUCUCCUGUCCAAUUCCUUGGGCCUGUGACUACUGCUUAUCGCCUUGACUGGUUCUGGCCGGACCUCUCCCCUCUCUAGUCUCUUCCAUUCUCUUCCAGCGACUUUUCCCUCCUCUCACACCUUUUCCUCUUCUGUUCAUCCUCGACCUUAUUUUCUUCGUUCUAUUCCUCUCCUUUUAGUACUCUAUUAAUCGCUUUUACUACUCCCCAUGGCCACUUCUGCUUUCUCUCUCCCUCAAUAGUUCUGCUCCCUCCGUCCCCGUUCGCUGCAACCAGGUACAGUAUUCUCUUCUCCCUCUCACCCAACGUCAUAUUUCUUCUCAGCUUAUCAUAAGUGUUUCAGAACUAACAUAUGCCUCUAGUUCUAUCUAUCUACGUG